AUGUCGCUGGUAGUCCUCAAGCGCAUCUCGCCAGCCGUAAACGAUUUCCUAUCACUGAACCAAAGUGGUUUUCGUGCAGGAAGGUCAACAGCUGAUGUGGUCUGGUGCCAUCGGUGGUUAGCAGCUACGACCCAGCGGUACCACUGGUCAUUCAGCAUACUGGGCAUCGACAUGUCACGUGCCUUUGACACGAUCAGGCGAGGACAGUUGAUGGACGUGGUUCAGCGAUUCUUGGAAGAAGACGAGGUACGCUUGAUCCGUUACCUGAUCUCAGAUACGAAUUUGGCAGUCAGACUGGGCACGGAAACAUCAAGCUCUUUCUCCACUAACAUUGGUACCCCGCAAGGCGACUCCUUGUCGCCAAUUCUAUUCGUGAUCUACCUGGAAGCUGCCCUGCAGGAUGUGCGACAGCGAAUGGCUGCACCUGUGGCCCGGCAUCUUCCGUACGAUGUGGAGUACGCCGAUGAUGUGGACUUCAUCAGUAUCUCUAGUGAUUGGCUUCGGAUGUUAGAGCCACAAGUUGCCACCAUCUUGGGUACAUGGUCCCUUACCGUCAACCAGACCAAGACAGAAUUCACAGCCAUCCAGCGAGAGGCCGAUCGUGCUGAUGAGCCAUAG
This is a messenger RNA of Sycon ciliatum, 618 nucleotides long. RefSeq lists its product as uncharacterized. The record is from RefSeq and is a predicted model, not a curated record. Bases 1 to 618 code for a protein of 205 amino acids. Lineage: Eukaryota; Metazoa; Porifera; Calcarea; Leucosolenida; Sycettidae. The transcript has a single exon.